This is a messenger RNA of Nylanderia fulva, 1671 nucleotides long. RefSeq names its product methylthioribose-1-phosphate isomerase. NCBI's taxonomy places the organism in Eukaryota, Metazoa, Arthropoda, Insecta, Hymenoptera, Formicidae. Gene Ontology annotation, molecular function: S-methyl-5-thioribose-1-phosphate isomerase activity. The record is from RefSeq and is a predicted model, not a curated record.
GCCAGAUGGCGCGUCAUUGUUGAACGUGUCGCGUGUUCAAACUCCGACUACUCCCUACUCCAAUUUUACUUUGUUUUGCUUUACUCCGAUCAGAGCCGGUUGUUUUUGCGGCUCGUUCAUUCAACAAAAUUCAAGACUGCUGCAUCGUGACAAGACAAGAAAGUCGAGUUACGAUAAUUUGAUUGCGAUGACACUACAGGCGAUAAAAUGGAACAAGAUGGAUGGCAAGCUGGAAAUUCUGGAUCAGACGUUACUGCCGGCGACAACCCACUAUAUUCAGGUCAGAGAUGUCGAGGAUGGGUGGAAGGUCAUUCAUAAAAUGCAGGUACGAGGUGCACCAGCCAUAGCUAUUGUAGGCUGUCUCAGUUUGGCUGCGGAGAUUAUUCAGCAUCCAGAAUAUGAACAUAAGACAGCUUUUUGUCAGGAUAUCGAGAAAAAAUUGAAUUAUCUUGUAUCAGCACGUCCCACUGCCGUUAACAUGAAGACAGCAGCCAAUGAAUUGAUAAAGUUGGCAAACUCUCUUUGCGAUAGUGAUAUUUGCAUGCUAUCUCAGAUGAAAGACAAAUUUAUAAAUGAUAUAGAGGAGAUGCUGCGAAAGGAUGUGGCAGACAAUAAAUCAAUUGGAGAUUUUGGUGCACAUGAGAUUCUGCAAAAUGUACCUAAAGAUGAUUUUACUAGGAUCCUCACACACUGCAAUACCGGAAGUCUCGCUACCGCGGGAUACGGCACAGCUUUAGGCGUUAUCAGAUCUCUUCAUGAAUUGGGAAGGCUCGAGCAUGUUUAUUGCACUGAGACUAGACCGUAUAACCAAGGUGCUCGUCUGACCGCUUACGAAUUGGUGCACGACAAGAUACCAGCGACCUUAAUUUGCGACGACAUGGUCGCCGCUGUACUGAAAACGAAACAGAUCACGGCGGUUGUCGUGGGUGCAGAUAGAGUUGCCUUGAAUGGUGACACCGCCAACAAGAUUGGGACUUAUCAGAUUGCGGUUCUCGCCAAGUAUCACAAUGUCCCUUUCUACGUGGCUGCACCAAUGACAUCCAUAGACUUCCAAAUGCAUAAUGGUGAUAAUAUAAUCAUCGAGGAGCGAUCAGAACGAGAAAUGACUCACAUAAACGACAAGAGGAUCGCAGCAGAGGGAAUAAAAUGUUGGAAUCCAGCGUUUGAUGUGACACCAGCAAAUUUAAUUACCGGGAUAAUUACGGAAAUUGGUACUUUUAAACCGUCUGAGUUGAUACGUGCGAAAGAAGAACUGAGUGGACACACAAAUAAAUAAUUUGUUGUUUAAUAAAGAAACAUACGCGUUUACGACGCACCAACAUUACGUAUAUACCAAUUAUAAAUAUCAAGAUGCAAGACUGUUUAAUUGAAUUCCGUAAGUACUGUGCCAUUGUAGAAAAGAAGAUUAUAUGAUAUAAUAGCUCAGGAAAAUCAAUUUAUUGACUGUAUUUAGAUCAAAAUUAAUCUACGACUAGCUAUUUAAAAAACUGUUAUAGCGUUUUAUAAAUGCUUUUUCAGUAUUUGCUGAAAUUGCAUAAUUUUAUAUUGGUUUGAUUGAAUUUCUAAGGAUCUUUGUUAUCCUAUUAUUGAUAGGCUACGAUAUAAUGCCGUUAUUGCGUUAAGAGAUUUUUAAAAAUUUGUAUUGAAUAAAAAGAAACAUUUUAUUACAUA